AUGUUGCCACCAGCUUUGGUCAGCGUGUAUCGCGAGUACAAGAAGGAUACCAAUUCAAUCGCAUCUUGGCUUGCCUCAGCCGCUAAAGAAUGCGAAUAUCCCGCUGACCUACUGUCUAAUUCACCUGAUCCAAAGCAACCAGCCCCUCGACUGAGGGGCAAAACCAGAGCAGAAGCUAAGAAGAAGGCGAAAGUUACCCCUCAGGAAAGCACACCACAGAAUGAAGGACCUCGAUACAUCAUUGAGAUCAAGGACUUUGUUCCCCUGGCCGAAUGCAUCUCGGCUUACAAAAAGCCGGCUCUGUCUGUCCCGCGAACGUUCUUCUCUACACUCAACCGGGUCAUUGAAGCGAGAACUGGUUUUAGCAGUGAAUUGGACGCCUCCAACCAGAAGCAAGGUGACAAGUCGGAUGCUAGACAUUCCUACUUUGUGGGAAUUCUUGAGAAUGUCCGCGAAGUCCUCGAGCCAUAUUCAGAUCCAGCUGUUUCUGGUUCCUCAAAAGAGGCUGAGACCUUGACAAACAAGUUCAAGGAAUUGAAAGUCUACCACCCAUCAGAGAAGUUUCUUAACGCAAAAGACAUUGAAAGACCUGGACCAGCAAAUAAUGACGACGUUAUCUACGAGGCCGAUGCAGGGGACUCAGCCGACGAGGCCUUUUUUUGUAUACAAGCUGCUGACGGUGGAGAUAGCCUUGACCCAAGCGUGGUGGCGGUUGUUACCAAUACAGCCAUCGAGUUUGGUUUGGCCCUUGCAGAGGACGCAAAGCCCUUGUUCGAAAAGCAUGGUGGGAUUGGGGCCAUGGUUGAACAACUCUUGAGUGGCUUCCUAAUCGAUCAGGAGGUAGACAUGAGCAAAUUUCGGGAGCAGGUCGCAAAAGGAUCCGUCGAUGAGAAGGUAUAUACGGUCAUGUCGCACUGCUGCUUCAAACACGCCUUUCGAUCGAGACCCUCGCCCAAGUUCCGUGGAGGGGAUUGGGAAGAUAAAAGUAUGAGCCAAAAGUUGACGGAGGAGCAGGUGAUUAUUGCCGAGCUCUGGACGGAAGCCAUGGCACUUGUCUAUCAGGUGCCAGACUACCCGUUCUCUGACGAAUUCAUUCGAGGCGUCAAGGAGUUCAAGGAGACAAAAUAA
This is a messenger RNA of Fusarium mangiferae, 1128 nucleotides long. RefSeq lists its product as uncharacterized. The record is from RefSeq and is a predicted model, not a curated record. Bases 1 to 1128 code for a protein of 375 amino acids. The transcript has 3 exons. Lineage: Eukaryota; Fungi; Ascomycota; Sordariomycetes; Hypocreales; Nectriaceae.